Messenger RNA from Manihot esculenta (cassava), 1475 nucleotides. RefSeq names its product geranylgeranyl transferase type-1 subunit beta. The record is from RefSeq and is a predicted model, not a curated record. Gene Ontology annotation, molecular function: CAAX-protein geranylgeranyltransferase activity. NCBI's taxonomy places the organism in Eukaryota, Viridiplantae, Streptophyta, Magnoliopsida, Malpighiales, Euphorbiaceae. The coding region runs from base 121 to 1251 and encodes 376 amino acids. Gene Ontology annotation, biological process: protein geranylgeranylation. The transcript has 11 exons. Gene Ontology annotation, cellular component: CAAX-protein geranylgeranyltransferase complex.
AAUUGAGAAGUUGCACGCCAACGACAGUCAAAAGCUAAAGUGAGAAAUCAGAAGACUCCGUAGAGUUUCGCUGCUCCUCUCUCAGUAUUGUCUCGCUAGUAGCAGGCACAGCCUUAGGCCAUGAGUACAUCUACAGAAGAACCUCCAUCACAGCCACCGGUUGAGUGGGACCAAUCCUCAUCAGACGGAGAAGAACCAUCACCAUCACGGUCACCGUCGCAAUCGUUUGACAGGGAUCGCCACGUGGCUUACUUGGAGAUGAUGUACCAGAUGCUGCCCAGCGAUUACCAAUCGCAAGAGAUCAAUCGGCUUACUCUCGCCUACUUCGCCAUUUCCGGCCUUGACAUCCUCGGUGCUCUCGAUCGCGUAGACAAAGAUGCAGUUGCUAGUUGGGUUUUAUCCUUUCAAGCUCACCCCGGUGAUAAAGAUCAACUGAACAAUGGACUAUUCUAUGGGUUCCAAGGUUCCCGAUCCUCUCAAUUCCUUUCGGACAGUGAUGGGGUUUUGAUUAACAACCUUAGUCAUCUGGCUAGCACAUACUGUGCCCUAGCCAUACUGAAAAUUGUUGGAUAUAAUUUGUCAAAUGUUGACUCCAAAUCACUAUUGACAUCAAUGAGAAACUUGCAGCAACCUGAUGGCAGUUUGCUUCCCAUACAUAUUGGGGCAGAGACAGAUCUUCGUUUCAUAUACUGUGCUGCGGCCAUCUGUUUUAUGUUGGAGGACUGGAGUGGUAUGGAUAAGGAAAAAGCCAAGGAGUACAUCAUAAAAUGCCAAUCAUAUGAUGGUGGCUUUGGGAUGGUUCCUGGCUCCGAAUCUCAUGGUGGUGGAACUUACUGUGCAGUUGCAUCACUUCGACUGAUGGGUUUUAUGGAAGAUGACCUUCUGUCUACAAGCAGAGCAUCUUCUAUCAUAAACCUUCCUUUGUUGUUGGAAUGGUGCUUGCAGAGGCAAGCAGCAGAUGGUGGUUUUCAAGGUAGACCAAACAAGCCUAGUGACACAUGUUAUGCAUUUUGGGUUGGAGCAGUUUCGAGAAUUUUAGGAGGCUACAAAUUGAUUGAUGGGAAAGCUUUACGUGAAUUUUUGAUAACUUGUCAAUCCAAGUACGGGGGUUUUGGUAAAUUUCCUGGUGAGUGGCCAGAUUUAUAUCAUUCCUACUAUGGAUACACAGCGUUCAGUAUUUUGGAAGAACCUGGCCUUAAUUCACUCUCCUUCGAAUUGGGAAUAACAGAUGUUGCUGCCUUUGGAAUCUGAUUUGAUUGUUUUUCUUCUUUCGAAGGCUUUGCAAUUCCAGCUAAUUUGUUCUCUCUGUCACACUGAAAUGUUAUACAUGAAGAUUACUAGUAGACAUGGUGAUUGUCAUUGUUGAUCUCAUUGAUCCAACUGAUUUUUUUUUUGUUAUAUAACACUCAGGUGUAACAAUAAGGCCCAGAGUGGAAUUGUUGUGACUUUGCUAUAAGAGUAGUGGUUUUAUUGCA